CGCACCGCGGCGGGAGCAUUGCUGAGCGCUGGCUGCUGAGCGCGGCGCUCUCGGAGGCCAUGGGGCGCGUCGCCGGGGAGCGGUUCUCGUCGUUGUUGGGGUUGUGGCUGCUGCUGUGCAGCUGGGGGUGCCCUGGGAACGCCGAACUGCGGGCCCCACCGGAUAAGAUCGCCAUCGUCGGUGGAGGAAUCGGUGGCACGUCAGCAGCCUAUUACCUGCGGCAGAAAUUUGGGAAAGAUGUGAAGAUUGACGUGUUCGAGAGAGGAGAGGUGGGGGGCCGGCUGGCCACCCUGAAUGUGCAGGACCAAGAAUACGAGGCGGGGGGUUCUGUCAUCCAUCCUUUAAAUCUACACAUGAAGCGUUUCGUCAAAGACCUGGGUCUCUCUGCUGUGCAGGUGUCUAGUGGCCUGGUGGGAGUGUUCGAUGGAGAGGCUCUGGUUUUUGAGGAGAGCAGCUGGUUUAUUAUUAACAUGAUUAAACUCAUUUGGCGCUAUGGAUUUCAGUCCCUCCGAAUGCACAUGUGGGUGGAAGACUUACUGGACAAGUUCAUGAGGAUCUACCGCUACCAAUCUCAUGACUAUGCCUUCAGUAGUGUAGAAAAAUUACUGCAUGCCUUAGGAGGGGAUGACUUCGUUGGAUCGCUUAACCGAACCCUUCUCGAAACCUUGCAGAAAGCAGGCUUCUCUGAGAAGUUUCUCCAGGAGCUGGUUGCUCCUGUCAUGAGGACCAAUUAUGGCCAAAACUUGGACAUCAACGCCUUUGUGGGGGCGGUAUCAAUGGCUUGUACUGAUUCUGGCCUUUGGGCAGUAGAAGGUGGCAACAAACUAGUUUGCUCAGGGCUCCUGCGGGCUUCCAAAAGCAACCUCAUUUCUGGUUCAGUAAUGUCCAUAGAGGAGAAAACAAGAACAAAGCAGACAGGAAAUCCCACAAAGAUGUAUGAAGUGGUCUACCAAACUGGAUCUGAGACCCAUUCCGACUUCUAUGACAUCAUCUUGGUAGCCACUCCACUGAAUCGAAAUAUGGCCAAUGUAACUUUUCUCAACUUUGAUCCUCCAAUUGAAGAAUUCCAUCAAUACUAUCAACCGAUAGUGACAACUUUAGUUAAAGGGGAAUUGAAUUCAACUUUCUUUAGCUCUAGAGCCAAAGAUAAGUUUGGCCUUUCUACAGUUGUAACCAUGGAUAAUUUAGAUUUAUUCAUUAAUAGUAUUGGGAUUACAUCCUCUGUAAGAAACAAGGAUGAUCCUCAACCAUCAACAGAUGGGACACAUGUUUGGAAGAUCUUUUCCCGAGAGACUCUUACUAAAGCACAGAUUUUAAAGCUCUUUUUGUCCUAUGAUUAUGCUGUGAAGAAGUCGUGGCUUGCGUGUCCUCAGUACAAGCCCCCGGAGAAGUGCCCCUCCAUCAUCCUCCAUGACAGACUUUAUUACCUCAAUGGCAUUGAGUGUGCAGCCAGUGCCAUGGAGAUGAGUGCCAUCGCAGCCCACAACGCCGCCCUCCUCGCCUAUCACCGCUGGAACGGGCGCACAGACAUGAUCGACCAGGAUGGCCUCUACGAGAAAUUGAAAACAGAGCUAUGAAGCAGUACUUUCUCCUUCCCAGUUCCAGUGCUUGUCGCUGGCAAGAGCGAGCAGUCUGAGCAGAGAUGAUGUGGAAUCAGAUAUUUUGCCAUUAACAAAAGUAAUCCCUGUGACUCCUGAGUAAAUCGAAGGUUUUAAUUAAGUUUGAAGAUGAAAUUAUUGCACUUCUACCAUCUCCCAAAAAUUCCUUUUCUUUCACUCUUAGCAGUAUUUACUACAUUUGUCUGGUUGGAAGAAUCACCAGUAAUUUGUUAAACACACAGAUGCUCAAGCUCCCUAGGAGAUUCUGGUUCAGCACAUCUGGGAGUGGGGCCCUGGAUUUUGAUCAAAACCAUGAAGAGUAUUUUAAGAUGAGCACUUGAAGAACUUAAAGACAUCUUAGGGAUUCAUUCAUUGGGCUUCACAGUUGGAUGUAAUCUUCAGUCAGCUAAAACUGCUGUUAAGAACCGGCAUCUUAAACCUGGCUUGUAGUAAUUUUUUGUACCCAUGCCUCAAGCCGACUUUCAGAAAGCUGUCUGUCUGUCUUGAUUGUGAGCUGAAAUUCCGAAGUCUCAGAAGUCUCAGUAACGUAACCUUAAGAUGUCAUACAGAAAUCUCAGAUAAGGUGAAAAGCAAGUACAGGCCAUUGAAUAAAAAUUGGCAUUCUAUUACUAAAUUUUGUUAUUAACUCCUUACCUGAGAAUACUGAUAGACACAACCACAGGUUUUGAUUUACUGGAUUGAGGAUAGGCCCUGAGUGUUUUCAUGUUCCUAACAUAUAGCUGGGGUUGAGAGAAAGUACGUGGGGGUUAAAUGUCUAAAAAGGGUUUUUAGUGCCUUAUAAGUCCUAAGAAACUCAAUCCAUGAUCAAAACAGAUUCAUUCACAAGGAGUGACUUCCCUUCAGUAGGAGUAAUCUUGAUAGUAAGGAGCCGAUCCAGAGGCGAUUUGGGUGACCACAGAAUAGUUGUCAUUAGAGCAGGAUAUUCAGAACGAUGCCAUACUUGGCCAGAUGCAGGAUAUGGUCAAAGUUGAAAUGCCUCAAAUAAAUUAGAGUGUGCAGGGUGAGCAUUUGGUUGCUGAGAUCUAAAGGUAGUGGCUCUCGACCUUGGGUGCCCAUUGGAAUCACUGAUAGGACUUUCAAGUUUCCCAAAUGAUUCUAAUAUGCAAACUUGAGAACCACUUCUGCAUAUACUGUACAAAGAUUAUGAGUGACUUCCACAGCCAAUGGCCAAAGAGAACAAGUAAAAGCUAGUGUGUUCUAAAAGUAACUGCAACCAAAUUAACGCAUACUGUUAUUUUAAAAAGUCCUUUAUCAGGGUGUGGCAGUACCAAUGUUAACAAAAUAGUGUCAGAGAACAUUGGUUCUUAAUAAAAAUUUUCUUCCUUACUGCAGUUGUGAAUAUUAAUAUGCUGAUGAAACUACCAAGAUUUAUUUGAUAGAGGCGGAGAUUAAACUCAUGGUUUGUCAAAAGAUCAGCUUUUUUCUAAUUUUAUUCUUAAAUAUAUUAAGAAGCAUUUAUUUUCUGCUUUUGUGGUUUUAAUGGGAACAAUUUAUAGAGCAUGUAAUACUGUAUUAUGUAUACAAUACAGUAGUCCCCCCUCUAUCCAAUGAGGACAGAAAUCAUAUAUAUAGUUUUCUCUAUAUAUACACACCUAAGAUAAAACUUAAUUUAUAAUUUAGGCACACACAGAGUUAACAGCUAACAAGAGAAGAAUUAUAAUAAUGUAAGUUAUUUAAAAUUUAGGAUUUAUUUCCAGAAUUUUCCAUGUAAUCUCUUCUUAUGCUGUCAACUGCAGGUAACUGGAGAACAAAACCACAAAUAGAGGGGAACUACUGUCAAUAUUGGUAAAUACUAAUUAAAUAAUUUCUAUCAUUUGUAGACUUGUCUUAUAGUGGGAUAUAUUUUUACUUAUGAGAAUAUCAACUUAAAAUGUUACUUGCAUUCUAUCAACCUACUCCGAUUAAAUGUUCCAAUAAGGUGUUUGAUGUUGCUGCCUCAAAACCAAAACAGGUGGUCAAUAUAUUAGGCAUAUUAGGUAGUAUUAAUGCAACUAUAGUAUUAGAAUACUUUUCUACUAAGAAAAAUACUAUUGAGCCUGCUAUGCUAGGCUUAUUAGGUAGAUUCACAUAACUGCAGUAUUAAGUUAAUUUUAUUGGAAGAAAAACACUUCUUAGAGCUUGCUCCUCGGGAAUAUGCCUUACAGGAUACCGGUAAAACGAUGCAGAGGCUGAAAGCCAACUCGACUCCAGGUGUUGUCUGAGUAAGCAUCAGACACAGCUGGAGGGCUUACUGAAACAUUGCAGGGCCCAUCCCCAGAACCUGUUCAUUCAUUAGGUUUCAAAAAUUUGCAUUUCUUUUAAGUUCCCAGGUGAUGCUAUAAGCUGUAAUUCUACAAAUCACACUUGGAGAACUAGUUGUAGGAUUCAGCUCUAUCUAUGUGACUACAAAAAAACAAUCAGUAUCAGUGAAUAGUUACAAGAGCUCAAGAUGAAAGAAGAAAAUGUGGAUUGGACUUCACACCAACUCUCCUUACUGUGACUUCUGAUGACUGUUUUGUUGUGGACAUUUUCUGUCAACAGGAAAUAUUUCACAUUUAUACCCUUUCACUGUGUUCUGUGUAACCUAACUGUACCCACCCACUUGUGUAUGCUUUAUUAGUUUUAAAGUGAUUUAGGAGUUGCAGGCUUUUUACCAAAUCACCGAAGUACAGGCCUUAUUUGCUUGGCAGGUUUAAGAUUAGGUUUGUAAUAUAACCAUCUGUAUAUAUAUCAUUUGACCUUGUGGGCCAUGAAAUGAGACUCAUGAACUACUUGAAUAUAUUGUGGACCGCAUUCCCACUACCCUUCUUUACUCACAAAGAACCACAAUACACUGGAAUGUUUUUCUCUGGAAUCCUAUUUCUUCUCUUUUAUUGAACUCUCCUUUCCCCACUUAAUGAUUAUGUUCAAAAUAAAUGACAACAUUACUUCCCGUGUUUUACUAUCCUUGGAAUAUAGAGGUACAGGUUGAGCAUCCCUAAUCCGAAGUCUGAAAUGUUCCAAAAUGGAAAUUAGUCUAAUGCCAGAAAGGGAAAAUGCUACACCUGACCUGUAACUGGUCACAGUCAAAAUGCAGGUGCAGUAAAAUACUGUAUAGGAUUACCUUCAAGCUAUUGUGCAUAAGAAAUAAAAAAUGAAUUUUGUGUUA
This is a messenger RNA of Lepus europaeus (European hare), 4746 nucleotides long. It is a transcript of the gene PCYOX1, whose product is annotated as prenylcysteine oxidase 1. Gene Ontology annotation, molecular function: prenylcysteine oxidase activity. Gene Ontology annotation, biological process: prenylated protein catabolic process; prenylcysteine catabolic process. The coding region runs from base 60 to 1577 and encodes 505 amino acids. Lineage: Eukaryota; Metazoa; Chordata; Mammalia; Lagomorpha; Leporidae. The transcript is spliced from 6 exons. The record is from RefSeq and is a predicted model, not a curated record.